Clunio marinus is the source of this 180-nucleotide messenger RNA. Lineage: Eukaryota; Metazoa; Arthropoda; Insecta; Diptera; Chironomidae. The record is from the annotation of a GenBank genome assembly.
AUGGAACCAUUACCGUUGAGCUUCCAUUAUCAUCUUAUAUCAUUACUUUGGUCCGAAAAUAAGCUGAUUACAUUGGAAAGUAGAACAAUGGCUUUGUGGCUUUUGUUCAUGAAACAAAUUGACAUUACCAAGGUUACAUUUCGUUCACCCAUCUUUAUUAAAUCACCAAAAAUUUGUUAA